Symbiodinium natans is the source of this 513-nucleotide messenger RNA. The record is from the annotation of a GenBank genome assembly. Lineage: Eukaryota; Dinophyceae; Suessiales; Symbiodiniaceae.
AUGGCCCGAGCACAGGAACAAAACCAUCCACUGCUGCGGUUACAUGCUUCAGUGAACACGGCCAGGCUCCUUUGGCUUUUGGCCGCGCUUGCCAACGACCAGCAAGGGCACUUCUACGACUUGACGCACCUUGCCCUUCUUCCGCUGUUGUUGGGAAGGGUUCUGCGCUGGCAUGUGUACGUGACAAAAAGUGCAGUCUGCUCCCUGUCGGCAACCCGACGCCUUGACGUGAAAGAAGCAGGGCUUGCACUCAGCACCAUCCGUGAAGCCGCACCGGGUCGAGCCGCGGCACCGGGUGGCGUCAUUCUUCGCUUGCUGACGCUCACCAGGCAGCGACUCAGCACGACCAUUCGCGUCCUUCCCGAGGUGGCAGGGGCAGGCACCCCCAACUCCCAGGAACGUAACAAACUUGGGAAGCCCCCCAGCUUGACAACGCACGAGAUCACGGAACUAGCUACGCGUGGAACCUCAGAGUGCCGAGACCUCGAGUCGAUCGCGCAAGCGAUUUCAUGA